AGUUUCCAUUUCAUCCAUGCGAUCCAUUCACCAGGUACUUUUUCUUCUGAUAUUACUGGCUUAUGUCGAUUCGAAGGCUAAGUUAGAUCUCCAGGAUCAAGGAGACAUUGAAGAAGAAGAAGACGAUGUUGAUGAAGAUGAUGGACCAAAUGGAAAAGAUGUUUAUUCAUUUCUUGCAAGUAGAAUGCAUCAAGAUCUGGGAUUGAAGAAACAAAAGAAAGCGCACAUUUAUAAAAUCCCUGGACCACAGGAGCCCCUUCCUGGAAGAUCUCAUGAUGGAGAUUAUUGGCCAGUAUUUCCAUUUGCAAAUCAAUUUUCUGGUGGAGUAGAUCUUGACCCAGCUAUUUCCAGACACAUUGGAGGGGACAUGAACUUUGCAGUACCUUCUUGGGGAAUGCUAGAUCUCUAUGGCCGCAUGUAUUAUGCUAGAACUCAAGAUACUACAACCAAAUUUGGAUAUCUCAAUCAUCCAGUUAAUAUGCUUGAUUUGGAAAAAGAAGAUUUUGUGAAAUUAAUGAGCGAUCCAGCUGUUCAAGCAAAUAGAAGAGCACAUCCGACACUUCCUAUGGGUCAAUUCGGCAAGCAAUUCAUGCCAAUGUCAUGUAAACCACCUCUAUGUAACCCAUACCAUAUGAACCUGAUGAUGGGGGUUGAACAUAUGUGGGGAGGACCUGAUGGUGCAGAAGGAGAAAUUGACGUGGCUAUUCCAAUGUCUAAGGGAGUUGCUUAUAGAUUUCCAUUCUCUGGAAACUUGUACUUUACUCGAGACAAUGUCACAGUUCACUAUGGGCAUAAUUUGUCACCUAUUGAUCCAUUUGGCAGUUUAUUUGAUUAUCAAAAGAACAGAGAUCCAGUUCUUAAAAAUUUGAUUCCGAGAAGAUGGCCGAGAAGCAUUCAGGAGCCAACAGAAGCUCCAGUUCAUCGACACAUGGGUGCAGUGUAUCCACCUUCUCAACAAAUGUAUGAUCUUCCAUAUCAGAUGGCAAUGUUGCCGAUCUUAAGUACACCCCCAUUCUAUAGCCACGUAGUUCAAAAAAACUAUCGACCAAUGAUACCACUUCGAAGAUCUCCACCAAGAAGAAAACGACAUUUUGCAUAUAAUCCAGGAAACAUGUAUCCGAACUACUAUCCUUACCCUACUUUUUUAAAAUUUAAUAACUGAAAAUAAUAAUUCUAAUAAAAUGUAAUAACC
Messenger RNA from Caenorhabditis elegans, 1192 nucleotides. RefSeq names its product Ameloblastin (gene F35D2.1). The transcript is spliced from 8 exons. The record is from RefSeq and is marked reviewed. Bases 17 to 1162 code for a protein of 381 amino acids. NCBI's taxonomy places the organism in Eukaryota, Metazoa, Nematoda, Chromadorea, Rhabditida, Rhabditidae.